Messenger RNA from Bipolaris zeicola 26-R-13, 633 nucleotides. RefSeq lists its product as uncharacterized. The transcript is spliced from 2 exons. Lineage: Eukaryota; Fungi; Ascomycota; Dothideomycetes; Pleosporales; Pleosporaceae. The coding region runs from base 1 to 633 and encodes 210 amino acids. The record is from RefSeq and is a predicted model, not a curated record.
AUGAACGACCCCGGACUAAACAACCUCCUCAAGUGGGGCAUCCAAAACUCCGAAGCCUCACGCACCGACGGAGCCGCUGCAGACCAGCGGCCCGCCCAGAUCGAUGUCGAGGCCCUGCAACGCCUCGUCACCGGCAUGUCAGGCCCAUCAGACGCCCAACUCAUGCAAGAGAGCAUGCAGGUCAUCCAGAAUGAGGAAGCAGAACUCGAGCACAGGACGACCGCAUUCGACAACUUCGAGCAGCUCAUCGAGAACCUGGACAAUGCGAACAACAUCGAGAGCUUGGGCCUGUGGACACCACUUGUCGAACAACUCGAGAACAAGGAAUCCGAACUGCGAUUCUACGCUGCAUGGUGUUGCGGCACGGCUGUACAAAACAAUAUCAGGACGCAAGAGCGACUUCUUGUUGUCGGCGCUAUUCCCACAUUGGUUCGGAUGGCCACUUCAGAUGCCGAUAAGAAAGUCCGCAAAAAGGCCAUUUUCGCCCUGUCCUCGUCGGUCCGAAAUUUCCAGGCAGGACUCGACGCCGCUCUCGAGCAUGUGCCCGCCGAACUCAAGCCUGAAGAAAAGUUGGAUGCCAACGACAUGGAAUCAGUAGAUUUGCUGAUCAAUAAGCUGCGCGACAAUGUAUAG